GCUCCUUAGAAGCAGGAGUGUUCAACUCCCUCCAUGCCAGCUGCCGCAAAGGCCACACCUUCUCCAUAGUCCAUACCCUCCUUUUUUGACAGUUUCAUAAUCACUUCUCUUAAACCUCUCCAACCAAAACCCUAAAAUCGUCAUCAGAUGCAUCUCAGUUCUUGAAAACAAGCACUGCAACACAAAAAACCCCCGGGAAAAAAUGCCCUGUUACUCCGCCAUUUUUCAGGGCUUUUUCCGAACAACCGCCAUGUCGCUAAGACCCACUUCCCUACCGUUCCACAAAUCCUCUAAAACCAUAAUAAGACCCUCCCUUAUUCCUUUCAUUUCGAGGACCCAGGCGCCGGCUUUUCUUAGGAGUCUGCAUUUCAAGCCUCUUCUAGUCAGGUGCGGUGUUGAUGGUCUCACUUGCUCCCGAGCUGCUUCUAGGACUCUUGGGUUCGAUUGGAGGACUGGUUCCUUGCCUCAUUUGCUGCAGCAGAGCUCCAGCUAUGGGCGGUUCGCGUAUGAUGAUAUGUCCAGCGAUGAUUCUGAUCGUGAAUUGGGGUCUCCGCAGUCGCAAAUGUGUGCUUCAACACUUGAUAAUAUUGAUGAGUGGCGAUGGAAAUUGACCAUGUUUCUACGCAAUGAAGAUCAACAAGAAGUUGUGUCAAGGGAAAGAAAGGACAGGCGUGACUUUGAGCAAAUUUCAGCUUUAGCAACCAGAAUGGGUUUACAUUGCCGUCAAUAUGCAAAAGUAGUUGCUUUCAGUAAAGUGCCACUGCCAAAUUAUAGAUCUGAUCUUGAUGAUAAGCGUCCGCAAAGAGAGGUGAUCUUACCGUUUGGCCUGCAAAGAGAAGUUGAUCUGCAUCUUAGAUCUUUCCUUUCUCAAAAGGCUAGGAAAAGUGAUAACUUUUCUGAUAAAUCCCCCUUGAGAACAAGCAGUGGUGGAAAAUUGGCCUCUGAUGGAGGAUCAGACAUGCAGCGGGAUCCCUUUAUGCAGAACAGUGCUGUCAUGGAUAGAGUCCUGCAUCGGAGAAGUUUGCAAAUACGUAAUAAGCAACAAGAGUGGCAGGAAUCUCCUGAAGGCCUAAAGAUGCUUGAAUUUCGUAAAAGUCUUCCUGCAUAUAAAGAAAGGGAUGCGUUACUAAACACAAUUUCUCAAAAUCAGGUUCUUGUUGUUUCUGGUGAAACUGGUUGUGGUAAAACCACACAACUUCCUCAGUACAUAUUAGAGUCUGAGAUUGAAGCUGCUCGUGGAGCUUCCUGCAGCAUAAUUUGUACUCAGCCUAGAAGAAUAUCUGCCAUGGCUGUUUCUGAAAGAGUUGCAGCUGAAAGAGGAGAGAACCUGGGAGAAUCUGUUGGUUAUAAAGUACGGCUAGAGGGAAUGAAGGGGAGGGAUACCCGUCUUCUUUUCUGUACCACUGGAAUUUUACUUAGGAGGUUACUUGUUGACAGAGAUUUGAAAGGUGUAACUCAUGUUAUUGUUGAUGAAAUCCAUGAACGUGGAAUGAAUGAAGAUUUUCUUCUUAUUGUCCUGAAAGACCUUCUUCCUCGCCGACCUGAUUUGAGGUUAAUUUUGAUGAGUGCAACGUUAAAUGCGGAGCUCUUUUCUUCUUACUUUGGUGGUGCCCCAACAAUCCAUAUCCCAGGUUUUACAUACCCAGUUCGAGCUUAUUUUCUGGAGAAUAUUCUGGAGAUGACCGGGUACCGGUUGACCCCAUUUAAUCAAAUUGAUGAUUAUGGUCAAGAAAAGAUAUGGAAAAUGCAAAAACAAGCUCAAACUUUCAAAAAGAGGAAGUCCCAGAUAGUUUCUGUUGUUGAGGAUGCCGUUGAAGCUGCUGAUUAUAGGGGGUAUGGUCUGCGGACUCGGGAGUCUUUGGCCUGUUGGAAUCCUGACUCAAUAGGUUUUAACUUCAUUCAGCAUGUGCUCUGUCAUAUAGUGAGUAAAGAGAGACCUGGUGGUAUUUUGGUUUUUAUGACUGGUUGGGAUGAUAUAAACUCUCUAAAGGAUCAGCUCCUAGCUCAUCCUCUCCUAGGGGAUCCUAGCAAGGUUUUGUUGCUUGCAUGCCAUGGUUCUAUGCCUAGCUCUGAGCAGAGAUUGAUAUUUGAAAAGCCUGAGGAUGGAGUGAGGAAAAUAGUUCUAGCUACUAAUAUGGCUGAGACUAGCAUUACCAUCAAUGAUGUGGUUUUUGUAGUUGAUUGUGGGAAGGCAAAAGAAACAUCAUAUGAUGCACUGAAUAACACUCCUUGUCUGCUUCCAUCCUGGAUCUCUAAGGCUUCUGCCCGGCAGAGAAGAGGAAGAGCUGGUCGUGUUCAACCUGGCGAGUGUUAUCAUCUCUAUCCAAGAUGUGUAUAUGAUACAUUUGCUGAUUAUCAGCUGCCAGAACUUUUAAGAACUCCAUUGCAGUCUUUAUGUUUGCAAAUCAAAAGUCUAGAACUUGGAGGUAUCACAAAGUUCCUGUCUAGGGCAUUGCAGCCUCCAGAACUUUUGUCGGUACAAAAUGCAGUUGAAUAUUUGAAGAUUAUUGGGGCUUUGGAUGAGAAUGAGAACUUAACAGUACUAGGACGCAACUUGUCAAUGCUUCCAGUUGAGCCUAAACUUGGAAAAAUGCUCAUACUAGGGGCUAUCUUCAACUGUUUGGAUCCAGUGAUGACCAUUGUUGCUGGGCUUAGUGUCAGAGAUCCAUUCCUUACGCCAUUUGACAAGAAGGAUCUUGCAGAAUCGGCAAAAGCACAGUUCUCUGGUCGGGAGCACAGUGACCACCUUGCUCUAGUCAGGGCUUAUGAGGGUUGGAAAGAAGCUGAAAGACAGCAGUCUGGUUAUGAGUAUUGUUGGAAGAAUUUUCUUUCUGCACAAACUCUUAAAGCAAUUGACUCUCUCCGCAAGCAAUUCUUUUAUUUACUCAAGGAUAGUAGUCUCAUAGAUCAAAACAUUGAAAAUUGCAAUACCUGGAGUCAUGAUGAGCAUCUAGUUCGAUCAGUCAUCUGUGCAGGCUUGUUUCCUGGAAUAUGCUCUGUUGUGAACAAGGAGAAGUCAAUUGCACUCAAAACAAUGGAGGAUGGCCUAGUGCUUCUCUACUCGAACUCCGUGAAUGCUGGAGUACCCAAAAUUCCAUACCCGUGGCUAGUUUUCAAUGAAAAGGUGAAGGUGAAUGCAGUUUUCCUCCGGGAUUCAACUGGUGUGUCUGAUUCUGUGCUUCUCUUAUUUGGAGGGAAUAUUUCUAGAGGUGGACUGGAUGGACAUCUAAAAAUGUUGGGAGGAUAUUUGGAGUUUUUCAUGAACCCUUCUUUAGCGAAUACAUAUCUAAGCUUGAAGAGAGAACUCGAGGAACUAAUUCAGAAGAAACUUCUGAACUCCAAGCUGGAUAUGCAACCAUACAGUGAGCUCCUGUCUGCAGUAAGAUUGGUGGUUUCAGAGGACCAGGGUGAAGGCAGAUUUGUCUUUGGUCGACAAUUGCCAGCAUCUCCAAAGAAAACAGAAAAAAUGGCCCCAUCAGGUAAAGGGGACGGUGAUAAUUUUAAGAAUCAUCUACAAACACUGCUUACCAGGGCUGGACAUGGGGCACCUAUCUAUAAGACAAAACAACUGAAAAACAACCAGUUUCGGUCUACUGUGUGCUUCAAUGGGCUAGACUUUGUGGGUCAGCCUUGCACCAGUAAGAAACUUGCAGAAAAGGAUGCGGCUGCUCAGGCUCUGUUAUGGAUGAAAGGUGAAAACCAUUCGUCUUUGAGAGAUAUUGACCACAUGUCAAUGCUUUUGAAAAAGAGCAAAAGCAAAAAAAGAAGGGGAACUUCAAAUUAUGAUGCUAAGUGGAGUUAGAACUUAAAAGUGACCUCUAAGAAGAUUUAUGUGGUGUGGGUAGCAGUAGCAUUCUUCAAUAAGGAUGAAGGACUCAUUGUGAAGAGUGGCGGCUGACCAUAGUACAUAAAGAUACGGAUUCAACUUUUACCUUAUGACAGGCAAACCGCAUGUGAUGGAAUUUACGAAAGCUCCUGACUUGUUUGUACCCUUGUUUUUGGAAUGGGAUUGGAGAUAAUAUAUCCUUCAGAGUAAGUUGGAGGUCUCUAUCUGGUUUAAGACGAGAGAAUGUAGGUUUCCAAAUUGUGCUACUUAUCCCAAGUCAGAGAUCAUAUCUAUACAGACCUACAACCGUGAAAGGUGAGCAUCAUCACUCUAGCUAGCUUAUUGUUGCUGGUAGAGUAAGGAUAUUUCUUGAUAACAGAAUAGAGUUAGGAUUAUAGACUCGUAUAAGUAAAGCAAAAGUCACUGAUUGUAUAAUCAUUUCUGUAUGUAUUUACUAUUUUUUUUUAAUAAAGCAUCGUGAAGAAGCCCGAUUUUGUUGCUUGAAUAAUGAUCCUCCUUUUGA
Molecule: messenger RNA, 4349 nt
Organism: Rubroshorea leprosula
Lineage: Eukaryota; Viridiplantae; Streptophyta; Magnoliopsida; Malvales; Dipterocarpaceae
Source: the annotation of a GenBank genome assembly